AUGAUUUUGAAGUAUCUCGGGACAGUGUUGUCCUCCAGUGAUAGUGAGAAUCGCGUGGUGGCUCUCGCCUGGUCACCAAAUAAUCUUAAACUAGCUGUCGCUUUGUCAGACCGUUCAAUUUACUUGUUCGAUGAGAAUGGCAACAGAAAGGAUCGGUUUUCGACGAAACCUGUGGACUCAAAGUUUGGAAAGAAGAGUUAUGUCGUGAAGACGAUAACUUUCUCCUCGGACUCGACGAAAAUUGCUGUUGGUCAGAGUGACAACAUCAUCUACGUGUAUAAAAUCGGGGAGGACUGGGGUGAGAAAAAAGUAAUCUGCAACAAAUUCGGCCAGAGCAGUGCGGUCACUUGCAUGAUAUGGCCCCCGGAGGGCCCAAUAAUUGUGGGUCUGGCGGACGGAAAGGUCCGCGUCUCCAUUUUAAAAGCCCACAAAGCCCAGACCCUGUACACAGCUGACGCGAUGACAAUCGCUCUGGCGGCGAACGUCAAAAACACUGCGUUCCUCUCGAGCCACGCGGACGGAAGCAUAAUCCGUUACUUUCUCAAAAGCGACGGCAACACCGAGCCCUCGGGUCGAGUCGUCACCCACGGGGUGCCAGCUUACGCCCUAGCUUGGGCUCAAGGUCACAUUUGCGCCGGCGGAUGCGACAAGCGUCUGACCUUCUACGACUCCCACGGAAAAGUCGCCAAAGUCUUCGAUUACUCGCGCGAUCCCCAGGACAAGGAAAUCUCCGUUGCCUGCUGUAGUCCAAGCGGCCAGAGCGUUGCGAUCGGGUCUUGGAACAGGAUUCGAACCAUCGACUGGAGCCCCAGACGCGCCGUCUGGGAGGAGACCAACAGCCGAGAACUCCCAAACUUCUACACCGUGACUGCUCUCUCCUGGCGGCGGGACGGCUCCAGAUUGGUCAUCGGGGGUCUCACCGGUGCUGUUGAACAAUUCGAGACUGUUCUGAAACGCGCGAUGGUCAGAGGAAGCCACGAAGUUGCCUACGUCGGCCCCAGUCAAGUCGUCAUCCGUUCGCUGAACAGCUCCAGCCGUCCUGUGAUCAUCAAAUCCUCGACGGGAAAUGAGAUCGAAGACGUCAGGGUGAUGGGACGCUCGGACAACCACAUCGUCGCAAGGACGAACUCCACUCUUCUCAUCAGUGACAUCGACCUGAACCUCCUGAGCGAAAUCCCUUGGGAGGAUAAGCCAGGAAACGAAAAGUUCUUCUUCGAGUAUCCGGGGGUCUGUCUGAUCUUUUACGCGGGAGAGCUGACCAUCGUGGAGUACGGGAAGAACGAGAUCCUGGGGUCUGUGAGGACUGAAGCUGUCAACCCUCAUGUGGUGUCGGUGAGGAUCAACGAGCGUCAGGUGGUGGGGAUGCCUGACAACAAGCGGUUGGCUUAUCUGCUUGACCCGAAGACAGUCAGGAUCAUCGACUUCCUGACGGGUGCGACCAUCAGCAUCAUCAGUCAUGAUGCCAGAGUCGACUGGUUGGAGUUGAGCGAGACUGGCCAUCGGUUGCUGUCGAGGGAUAAGAAGGGCCGGCUCUGGCUUUGUGACGACAAGGGAGGAAGGACGCUUCUGCUCACUGGUACGGGGUUCGCUUCGUGGGUGCCCGGAAGCGAUGUUGCUGUCGCCCAAACUGGGAAUAAACUCGCUGUCUGGUACAACGUUGACGCACCGGAGGCUGCAACCCUCAUCGCGAUCCGAGGGGAUGCCAUUGACAUCGAGAGAGAACCAGGGAAGACAGCUGUUGUCGUAGAAGACUCUGGAUCGCGAGUCUUCUACCCGUUGGACGAGGGAUUAAUUGAAUUUGGAACGGCUCUGCAUGACAACGACUUCGGGAGAGUUGUCCUCUUCCUUGAAGAACUGGGGGAUCGACCUCAGGUGGAAGCCAUGUGGGAGAACGUAGCUAGGAACGCGAUGGCGGAAAGGAAGUUUCUGGUCGCGGCUCGAUGCUAUGCAGCUCUGGGAGACGUUGCUUGCUCGAGUUUUCUCAAGGACAUCGUGAAAACCGGAGAAAAGUACGCGAAGGAGACUGGCAACGAUCCAAUGGGCUCUCCAGACUGCUGGGCUAAGCUGGCGAUACUCAGUGGAGAGCUGAAGACGGCUGAGGCUAUCUACCUCGAGCAGAACGAACUCGAUAAAGCGCUCAAGAUGUACCAGAAGUACUGGCACUGGGAGGACGCCCUGAACCUCGCAGAGACUCGAGACUGGUCGGGCUUGAAAGAACUCAAGGAGAAGCACUUGGCCUGGCUAGCGAAGAGCGGUCAAUCGGCAAGAGCAGCCUCGAUAAUUGAGAGCGACGAUCCCAAGAAAUCGGUGAAGCUGUUUCUGGAGGCUGGACGGGCUGGUCGGGCAGGGCGUUUGCUACUGGUGCACGAGGAUCUUCUCGACGAUCAAGACCUCACGAAGCAGGUGGUCAAGGCUCUCAAGGCGGCAGACCUCAUGGAGCUGGCGGGGGAGAUCCUGGAGAGGACCAACGACUUCCCAGCGGCGAUAAAAUGUUACGGAGAAGCUGGGGUGUUCGCGAGAGCCCUCGAUCUAGCCAGAUCCGUCGAGCCUAAUUCUGUUGUCUCUCUCGAGAAGGAAUGGGGCCAUCAUCUGGCGAAUGGCGGACACUUCGAUGCGGCCAUCAAUCACUUCAUCGAAGCUGGGGAGACUGCAUUGGCUCUGAAUGCUGCGAUCAACGCGAGGCAAUGGCGGAAGGCUCUGCAAAUCGUCCAAGUCAUCGACAGCGAUGAUCCCCUGAUUCAGGAACAGUGUGCAAAGCUCGGGGAGUACUACGCGUCGAUGGGAGACGCGAACCUCGCGGAGAACCUCUUCCUCCGGGCGGGGGUUCCCCAGAGAGCGGUGGAAGUCCAGAUAAAGUCCAAUAAUUGGUCUAGAGCGUACGAAGUCGCCAUGGAGUACAUGAAAUCCGAAGAGGCCGUUGAUGUCCUCACGGGUCAUGCCGAGAGUCUUCAGGAAGCUGGAGACUUCAGAUACGCGGAAGCUCUCUUCGUGGCCAUUGGUCAGUACGACGCCGCCAUUGCGAUGUACAGAAGAGCGGGACUGCGGAACGAUAUGAUACGACUAGUCGCCGAACAUCGACCGGAUCUUCUGAAGACGACUCAUGCUUAUCUGGCGAGGGAGCUAGAGGCCGCCGGCAAGACCAGAGACGCUGAAGAGCACUUUCUUGGCGCGGAAGACUGGAAGGGAGCAGUUUCUGCUUACAAAAACGCUAACAUGUGGGAGGACGCUCUCAGGGUCGCCAAGAUGGCCGCGGGGGACAAGGCGGGGCAGCAGGUGGCGCUCAUGUGGGCUAGGACGCUAGCUCCCGAACUAAGUGCGAGACUUCUGAUGAGGUUGAACUAUUUGGACGCUUGUCUCAACAUCGCUUGUGAGGCGGGGUUGUUCGAGUGGGCUUUGGAGACUGUCAAGUAUGGGAAUGCUGACCAGCAGAAGGAAGUUUACUACAGGUACGCGAUGGCAUUGGAAGACGAGGGGAAGUAUCAGGAAGCUGAAAAGGAGUUCAUUCGGGCGGGAAAGGCGACUGAGGCUGUGCAGAUGUACAUUCACACUAGGGAUUGGGACGCCGCGGAGGAGGUGGCGCAGUCUGUUGGGCAGGAAGCCGUGGCUCAAGUCCUAGUGGCGAGGGCUUCUGAAGCCGCUGACAACCAGGACUUCGCGUUCGCGGAGUCGUUACUCCUGAGGGCACACAAGCCCGAUAUCAUUGUGGAGCAUUACAAGAAGGCGGGGAUGUGGUCAGAAGCCAUGAGAGUCUGCAGAGAGUACCUGCCCAGUCAGGAAGCUUCGUUGAGGCGUGAGUUAUCUCAGAAGAGUUCUGGGAUCGAGGGGGUGAACAGCUUGGAGGAAGCUCGACGCUGGUUGGAAGAGGGGGAGGUGCGAACUGCCUUAGACAUCCUCAUCUUCGAUCCACAUCCUUCGAGACCCAUUCUCACUCAAGCUGCUGACAUCCUACUGAACCAAGCUGAACCGGAGACUGCUCUCCAAGUUGGCGGUGAUCUGGGUAACAAAUUAGUGCUUCUGGGAGAGCACGCACUAGCCGCUCAGGUUUAUCUUCAAGCGGACAAACUCAAGGAGGCGAUCAAUGCGCUGGCUUCUGUUGGCGACUGGGUGAGAGCGAAACGAAUUGUUCGGGAACUUGCGCCAGAGUUGGAGUCCUAUCUCGAGGACAAGUACAGGGAGAACGCGGGGAGGGAUAGUGUGGAGAGGAUGUCAGAAGGAAGUGUAGACUCAACCCUGGAAGCCUUAGCGAGAAAGGGUCAGUGGAUCCAAGUCUUCGAGGCCGCGAGCUCUCAGAGCCCUGAGCUUCUCCAUAAGUACGUGGCCCAGCGGGCGGCUCAGCUGCUGAAAUCUGGAACUCCUGAGCAAGCUCUUCAUCUUUACAAUCAAUUUGGAACUCCACCCAUCGCGCAGUACCACAAUCUUUAUUACCAUCUGGCCGAGGCGGUGUUGAACUCUCAUGAUGGGUCUCUGGACGCUCGGUACAAUCGACUGUCUCAACUCCGGAGUUUCCUGUUGGGAUUGCUGAGGAACAUCGAGAGUUCUUCGUCGAAUGAAGACAAGUUCGGGAGAUUGUUAAGAGCCACCCAUUACUCAGCUGUCAAAGCCGCUUGCCGGGGAUUCCCCCCGGUGUCUCACCUAGAGAUGAAGUGUUCCGUCUCUCUACUGAGAUUCUCUGACGUCUUGUUGGCUGAUAGAUGUUACUACGAAGCCGGGGUUGACUGCAGAAAUGCUGGAUCUCACAGCGAAGCCUUUGUCUUCCUCAAUCACUUCUUGGAUCUUGAGGAGUGCAUCGAAGAGGGUGACGGGAGUAUUCUGGAUGUUGAUGAUCUGAGGAUAACGGACUUCCCUCUGGAGGUCCCGCUGCCUGAAGACCUGAGUCUGUCGAGGGAGGAGAGGGAGGAGGUCAGGGAGUGGGUGCUAGCUGUGUCCAUGGAUCAGAAGGUGGAGCAGGGGCUUCCUGUCGACAACAGGGGGGUUUACAUCGGGUCCUUAACGUGCCCUGCGAACGGAUCUACUCCGCUGCAAGAGUGCGCGUUGACUGGGUAUCCUGUUCGAGGGGCUACGGUUAGGUUCGAGGGGAGCAGUCGAGUUGUUGACAGGGAGGACUGGAAUAAGAUGCUGAGUGCUGCUAGGCAAGCACCGCAGGACUCUCCUCUCAAUGAUGUUCUUGCGUUUGUACAGGAGUGGUGUGGCAAUUUACCUAGUUAUACGUUUUAAUUGUUUGUUGUAGAGUAGGGGAAUGUUUUGGGAACGUUUGUAUUUGUAAGAGGACCAUGUCCUGUUGAUCAUUCGUUUCACCAAUCAGGGGGCAAAAUUUUCCCGCCAAUUCUAUUUUCUUGUGGAAGAAGACAAAUGUGAUACCUCUUCCUGCAAACGUCCGCAUACGAUGAAUAAGGA
This is a messenger RNA of Diachasma alloeum, 5394 nucleotides long. It is a transcript of the gene Oseg2, whose product is annotated as intraflagellar transport protein 172 homolog. Bases 1 to 5214 code for a protein of 1737 amino acids. The record is from RefSeq and is a predicted model, not a curated record. Lineage: Eukaryota; Metazoa; Arthropoda; Insecta; Hymenoptera; Braconidae. Gene Ontology annotation, cellular component: ciliary basal body; axoneme; intraciliary transport particle B. Gene Ontology annotation, molecular function: protein binding. The transcript has 3 exons. Gene Ontology annotation, biological process: intraciliary transport.